Batrachochytrium dendrobatidis JAM81 is the source of this 333-nucleotide messenger RNA. RefSeq names its product adrenodoxin. The transcript has 3 exons. Gene Ontology annotation, cellular component: mitochondrion. NCBI's taxonomy places the organism in Eukaryota, Fungi, Chytridiomycota, Chytridiomycetes, Rhizophydiales. The record is from RefSeq and is a predicted model, not a curated record. Gene Ontology annotation, molecular function: 2 iron, 2 sulfur cluster binding. Gene Ontology annotation, biological process: P450-containing electron transport chain; positive regulation of oxidoreductase activity. The annotation marks the transcript as partial.
GUCACCUAUAUCACUUCAGAUAAUGAAAAAAUUACUGUAGAGGCCAAAGAUGGUACUAAUCUUUUGGAAUUGGCACAUGCCAAUGGCAUUGAUCUUGAAGGUGCAUGUGAAGGAUCUCUUGCAUGUUCCACCUGCCAUGUCGUUGUAGAUCAAGAAUAUUAUGAUAAGUUGUCUGAACCAUCAGAUGAAGAAAACGAUAUGCUGGAUCUUGCAUUUGGACUCACUGAAAGGUCUCGCCUUGGAUGCCAGAUCCAUGUCACCAAAGAUUUAGACGGCAUUGUUGUUCAAAUUCCACGAGCAACACGAAACGUGCAGCAGGCGAAAAUGCAUUGA